Messenger RNA from Lepus europaeus (European hare), 1726 nucleotides. It is a transcript of the gene PCID2, whose product is annotated as PCI domain containing 2. Gene Ontology annotation, molecular function: RNA binding; double-stranded DNA binding. Gene Ontology annotation, cellular component: transcription export complex 2. Lineage: Eukaryota; Metazoa; Chordata; Mammalia; Lagomorpha; Leporidae. Gene Ontology annotation, biological process: post-transcriptional tethering of RNA polymerase II gene DNA at nuclear periphery; transcription elongation by RNA polymerase II; poly(A)+ mRNA export from nucleus. The record is from RefSeq and is a predicted model, not a curated record. The transcript is spliced from 16 exons. Bases 400 to 1629 code for a protein of 409 amino acids.
UCAUUUCAGGAGAUCAAACAUCUGGCAGACCCGAAUUGAACUUCGUGUCAGUGGUGUGCACACAGCUAGGACACCGUCUUCCACAGCGCCGAGGCAGCGGAUGGGGGCAGCACUUCCACUGCUGAUCGCCUCGUUAGGCUGAUGCUUGCUCGUGAGAUUCCAGGCCACGUCUUCACUUUGACUUCUGGCUCAGAGGAAUCCGUGUGCGGGGCUGCACCGUGUCGGCCCUCUGGUCAGGGCAGCUCCCAGAACUGUUGGAUCUCCCAGAAGCAGGGAGCGGAUCACUGCUGCUGCCCUGGCUGGCCUCCCCCAGGCUCCUGUGACCUCCACUGGACAUCCUGAGAUUCCCAGCUGGAAGACGGGUCUGCCUCACACUUGCCUCGUGGCUCUCUGGGACGGAUGCUGUUUCCUGCGAACCUUGUGUACGAAGCCAUCGACACCCGCGAUGGAGCGUCCUGCGCAGAGCUGGUGUCUUUCAAGCACCCGCAUGUCGCGAACCCCCGGCUGCAGAUGGCUUCUCCAGAAGAGAAAUGCCAGCAAGUUUUGGAGCCACCUUAUGAUGAAAUGUUUGCAGCUCAUCUAAGGUGCACGUACGCUGUGGGGAACCAUGACUUCAUAGAGGCAUACAAAUGCCAGACGGUGAUCGUCCAGUCAUUCCUGCGAGCGUUUCAGGCCCACAAGGAAGAAAACUGGGCUCUGCCUGUCAUGUAUGCUGUAGCGCUUGACCUUCGCGUGUUUGCCAACAAUGCAGACCAGCAGUUGGUGAAGAAAGGGAAGAGCAAAGUUGGGGACAUGCUGGAGAAAGCGGCCGAGCUGCUGAUGAGCUGCUUCCGCGUGUGCGCCAGCGACACUCGUGCUGGUAUAGAAGAUUCUAAGAAGUGGGGAAUGCUGUUCUUGGUGAAUCAGUUAUUUAAAAUUUACUUUAAGAUCAACAAACUCCAUCUGUGUAAACCCCUGAUCAGAGCCAUCGACAGCUCAAACCUGAAAGAUGACUACAGCACUGCCCAGAGAGUGACCUACAAGUACUACGUCGGCCGCAAGGCCAUGUUUGAUAGUGACUUCAAACAAGCCGAGGAGUACCUGUCCUUCGCCUUCGAGCACUGCCACCGCUCCAGUCAGAAGAACAAGAGGAUGAUUCUCAUCUACCUGCUCCCCGUGAAGAUGCUGCUGGGUCACAUGCCAACCAUUGAGCUCCUGAAGAAGUACCACCUCAUGCAGUUUGCCGAAGUAACCAAAGCUGUAAGCGAGGGCAGCCUGCUCCUGCUGAACGAGGCGCUGGCGAAGCACGAGACCUUCUUCAUUCGCUGUGGCAUCUUCCUCAUCCUGGAGAAGCUGAAGAUCAUCACCUACAGGAACCUCUUUAAGAAAGUGCGCAUCAGCAGGGAGCUGGAUCAGAAGAGGAGCAGCUGGGACUUGAACUGUACGGGAUGCCUGCACUGGAGGUGGCAGCUUUAUGCCACAGCGCCAGCCCUGAAAAGACACAAUUGGAUGGUUCUUACUUUCAGAGUAUCUGGUACCUGCUGCUCAGGACACACCAGCUGUCUCUGGAUGCUUUCCUGGUGGCCCUCAAGUUCAUGCAGGUGGACGACGUGGACAUUGACGAAGUGCAGUGCAUCCUGGCCAACUUGAUAUACAUGGGUCACAUUAAGGGCUACAUCUCGCACCAGCACCAGAAGCUCGUCGUCAGCAAGCAGAACCCCUUCCCGCCGCUGUCCACCGUGUGCUG